AAUUAAAAGUCAUUAAACAAAUAAUAAAAAACCCAUUUUCAUAAUUUCAUUUCAUUUCCCUUCACUUUCCUUUUCUCUCAAUCUCUCUCCUGAAGAUUCACAGAAAUGCCCGAGAAGAGCAGUCGAAAACCGCAGAGCUUGAACGAUCGUCACUAUCGUCUUCUCCAAGACCUCGCUUCUCCCACUAAACCCUCCUUCAAUCUCUCCUUUUCUGACGACGAAGAAGAAGAAGAUACAAAGACUUCCCUGGUUAAACUCAAAGCUUCUUCCAAACAAUCCGACGCCGUAUUCGAAGAAGAAGACGUAAAGCCAUUCGUGGUUAAACAGAAAGCUUCGUCCAGACAAUCUGAGGCCGUUCAUGAAGGCAAAGGCAUUGUUUGCAAAGUCUUAUCUGGAGACAAUGCUCAUGCUGUGAACAAAUCAGUGCACGAAGAAGUGGAAGAUGUAAAGCCAUCUGUGGUUAAAUUGAAAGCUUUGUCCAAACAAUCCGACGCUGUUUAUGAAGGCAAAAGCGAUGUUUUCAAAGUUUCAUCCAAAGACAAUGCUCAUACUGUUAACAAAUUAGUGCAUGAGGAAGAAAAGUCACUAAAGGUUAAAAUUCAAGGUAGACGCCGUCUAUGCAAAGUCUCAUCUCGAGAUGUUGACAGUGUUGAGGGUAGCACCGUUGUUGAUGACGAACCUAAAUUUUCUGAUUUUGACUCAACCCCACCGGCUAAAAAAGUAAGUGAGAGUGAUAAUUACAAGGGUGGAAAUGAAAUUAGGGAUAUUUUAAAUGAUUUGAGCGCAAGGCUUGAGAUUUUGUCGAUUGAUAGAAAGAGAGUCUCUAAAACUACUGAUCGGGUGGAUGAGUUGUCCAAAUUGGUUAAGAAUGGAGACAUUAUUGAUGAUCGAGAAGUUAAUUUGCCCGAAUAUGCAAGUGCUGAUUCAUCUUUUUCCCUUACACCUGAUCUUUCUGAUUCCUCAUCAGAUGCUAGUAAGAAUAUUGUUGGCGGUGGUGUUGAGAGUGCGGUGGCUGAUUAUGAAGAGUCCAGGGGUGAUAAUUUUGGUGAUGAGGUAGACGAAACCAAGAACAUUGGUAUAGGACUAAAGAAGAAUGUACAGAGAAGAGAGAAUGAGAGUUUGCUGUCUGCAAGACAGUCUUUUGAGUCUAAUGUUGAAGAAGAAGAGGAUGGUGAGUCUGAGUUUGAUGAUCAUAUAAAUAGAUUAUACGAAACUGAGAAACAUGGUCCAAUACUGAUGAAAAGCGAACCUAAAAGGGGGCUUCAGAGAUUAAGAUCUGUGGGUCGAUCUUUUGUGUCUUAUGGUAGAGAAGAGCAUGAUGACAAUGAUGAUUGUGUAGUUGUGAGUGGAAAUAAGGUGGUUAAAAGAACAGAGAGGUGUGGAGGUGAGUUGAAGGAGUCUGAUCACUCUGGUGUGGUCAAUGUACUGGAUGAUUACAGGGAUGAAUCUGUUUCAGAGGAUGAUGGUUCCAUUUCUUUAAGUGGACAAAGGUCUACUUAUUUGCUGCCUGGAAAGAUUGCAAAAAUGUUGUUUCCACAUCAGCGUGAGGGGUUAAGGUGGCUUUGGUCUUUGCAUUGUCAGGGUAAAGGUGGAAUAUUAGGGGAUGACAUGGGGUUGGGGAAAACAAUGCAGAUAUGUGGCUUUUUAGCUGGAUUGUUUCACUCAAGAUUGAUCAAUAGGGUAUUGGUUGUUGCCCCAAAAACACUGCUUCCUCAUUGGAUCAAAGAAUUAUCUGUUGUGGGGCUUUCUAGGAAGACUAGAGAAUAUUUUGGGACUUGCACUAAAACUCGGCAAUAUGAACUCCAAUAUGUACUUCAGGAUAAAGGUAUUCUUCUGACAACUUAUGAUAUUGUGCGCAACAACUCAAGGUCUCUAAGGGGGGACAAUUACUUUAUUGAUGAGAGUAGUGACAAUGAUGCCACAUGGGAUUAUAUGAUUCUUGAUGAGGGCCAUCUCAUAAAAAAUCCAAAUACACAGAGGGCCAAAAGUUUGCUUGAGAUACCAAGUGCUCAUCGUAUAAUUAUUAGUGGUACACCAAUUCAAAACAACCUUAAGGAAUUGUGGGCCUUAUUCAACUUCUGUUGCCCAGAGUUAUUGGGUGACAAUAAAUGGUUUAAGGAAAAAUACGAGAUUCCUAUACUGAAAGGAAAUGACAAGCAUGCUUCUGAUAGGGAAAAGCGUAUUAGUUCAGCAGUUGCAAAGGAGCUACGAGAACGUAUUCAACCUUAUUUCUUGCGUCGCUUAAAGACUGAGGUGUUCCAUGAAGAUGAUGCCACAAAAAGUGCCACACUUUCCAAGAAGAGUGAGAUCAUUGUGUGGCUAAGACUGACUAAUUGUCAGCGGCAACUCUAUGAAGCCUUUUUGAAUAGUGAGCUGGUUCUUUCUGCUUUUGAUGGAUCGCCAUUGGCUGCACUUACGAUUCUCAAGAAAAUAUGUGAUCACCCACUUCUCUUGACAAAGAGAGCAGCUGAAGAUGUACUUGAUGGGAUGGAUUCAAUGCUAAACCCUGAAGAUGCUCGUGUGGCAGAAAAAUUGGCAAUGUAUAUUGCUGAUGCUGCCGAGGAAGAUGACUUCCAAGAGCAGCAUGACAAUGUCUCAUGCAAAAUAUCUUUUAUCUUAUCCUUAUUGGAUAAAUUAGUUCCAGAGGGUCAUAAUGUUCUUAUUUUCUCACAAACUCGCAAAAUGCUUAAUCUUAUUCAGGAAUCUAUAGUAUCCAAUGGUUACAAGUUCUUACGCAUUGAUGGUACUACAAAAGCUAGUGACAGAGUGAAGAUCGUUAAUGAGUUCCAAGAAGGUGAUGUGGCUCCUAUAUUUCUUCUGACAUCUCAAGUUGGUGGUCUUGGUCUUACACUUACUAAAGCAGACCGUGUGAUUGUGGUGGAUCCUGCUUGGAAUCCAAGUACUGAUAAUCAAAGUGUUGAUCGUGCUUAUCGAAUCGGGCAAAAAAAAGAUGUUUUUGUGUACAGAUUAAUGACCUGUGGAACCGUUGAAGAAAAGAUAUACAGAAAGCAGAUAUACAAGGGAGGGUUGUUUAAAACUGCAACUGAGCACAAAGAACAGAUUCGGUAUUUUAGCCAGCAGGAUCUUCAGGAGCUUUUCAGCCUUCCUAAACAGGGAUUUGAUAUUUCUCUGACCCAGCAGCAAUUACAUGAAGAGCAUGGCAACCAGCAUAACAUGGAUGAAUCCUUGGAAGCCCACAUAGAGUUCCUGGAAACUCUAGGUAUUGGUGGAGUUAGUCACCACAGUUUACUUUUCUCCAAGACAGCCCCAGUGCAAGUAGUGCAGGAAGAUGAGGAAGAAUUAAGGAAAAAGAGCUCCACAUUUGUAGGGAAUUCAUCGUCUAGCUAUUCGGUUGAACGUAAUGUUGAUGGGGCCGAGUAUGCUUUCAAACCAAAAGAUAUAAAGCAGCUGAACAAGAAAAACUCUUUCCCUUCUCCUGAGAGUCUAUCUAAAUUGAGGGAGUCUGAAAUCAAAGAAAGAAUUAAUCGGCUGUCUCAACUUUUUGCUAAUAAGGGUACAGUUUUACCAGAUAAGGGAGCGAAACUGCAGAAGCAGAUUGCUGAGCUGAACUUGGAGCUCAAGAAGAUGAGGAUGGAGGAAAGAUCCGAGCCCGGAGUCAUUGAUCUGGAUGAGCUAACGGGUAAUUUCACAAGAGCUCUGAAUGUAGAGAACCAUUUGUGCUAAACAAGUUAUGCUUGUGGAAAGGUGAUAAAUAGAUAUUUGUUUUGGUAGACUUAGAAUUUGGAUUUGUCUACCAAACAAUGCUGUUUUAAAUGACAAUGCUUUCAUUAUUGAAAUGAAUCCAAAUUCAAAUCACAAAAGAAAGCAAAUGUUGUAUGUAUAAUCCACUCAAUGACAAUGCUAGUAUGAAGGUUUUGCAAUGAAAGACAGCA
Molecule: messenger RNA, 3893 nt
Organism: Pistacia vera
Lineage: Eukaryota; Viridiplantae; Streptophyta; Magnoliopsida; Sapindales; Anacardiaceae
Product: protein CHROMATIN REMODELING 24
Exons: 26
Coding region: 106-3684 (1192 amino acids)
Molecular function (GO): ATP-dependent chromatin remodeler activity; ATP binding; DNA translocase activity
Source: RefSeq, a predicted model, not a curated record